GGCCGGCCCCGGGGCGGGCGCCGAUGGCGCCUCCUCCGCCUUCGCCGCAGCUGCUUCUCCUGGCAGCCCUGGCCGGGCUCCUGGGUCCCGGCGAGGUGGUGGCUGAGCCGACGGAGGAGGCGGGAGCCCGUUGUCCCGAGGGCCUGUGGCCUCUCCCCCCACAGGUGUCACCAAGAGUGACCUACACACGGAUGAGCCCACAGCAGGCUGAGGGUGUCAGCUUCCUCUACCACCCCUGUGCCCACCCCUGGCUGAAGCUCCAGCUUGCCCUCCUGGCCCAUGUUUUUGUGGCCCAGCCCUCCCUGGCCCCUGACUCCAGCCUUACUCAGGAUCGGCCCCUGGUGCUGGCAGCAUGGGGGGUGGCACUGGAGAUGGCAUGGGUAGAACCAGCCUGGGCUGCCCACUGGCUGAAGAGGAGGCGGCGGAGGAAGCAGAGGAAGGCAUGGUUUCGCUCUGACAGCCUUUCUGGGCCCUCUCCCCUGGUGCCAACCCCUGGCAGAGGGAGGCUGUGCCGGAGAGGGUGUGUGCAGGCCCCGGCUUUGGCCUUUACUCUGCGGAGCUGGCAGACCCCAGGUGCAGAGGUGGCAUCUAGAGGGCCCAGGCAGCUCUCUCCUGGUGGUGCCAAGAGGCGUGGUCUGCGGGCUGCCCUGGGUCUCCAGCCCACCCCCUCAGUCCUGAGGUUCCCCUCUGCUUUCCCACAGAGCUUUGAGGCCAAGCAGCCCAUGUUGGGAACCCUGGGUGAGAGGGGUAGUGCCCCAUCUGUGCCCACUGCCCCCCUGCUGCCUGGGGGGCCUAAAGGCAAUGCCAGCUCCAGGAUAGAGGCUCAGCUGCCCAAAGGGCAAAGCAGCCCAGGGGGCUGUGCCUGUCCAAGUCAGGCUUCCCCCGCCCCUCGGGCAGCAGCUCCUCCUCGGGCAGCCCGGGGCCCCACGCCGCGCACGGAGGAGGCCGCCUGGGCUGCCAUGGCCCUGACCUUCCUGUUGGUGCUGCUCACCCUGGCCACGCUCUGCACUCGGCUGCACCGAAACUUCCGACGCGGGGAGAGCAUCUAUUGGGAGCCCACGGCGGACAGCCAGGACACAGUGGCGGCCGUGCUGAAGCGGAGGCUGCUGAUGCCCCCGCGCCGGGUCAAGCGCUCCCGCCGGAGACCCCUCCUCCCGCCCACGCCGGACAGCGGCCCAGAUGGGGACAGCUCCAACUGACUUGCCCCAGCCCUGCCACUGUGGCAGCCCGGGCUCCCCCUCCCGCCGGGAGGCCGCGACCUCUGCCACGUGGACCGCGCGCGGGGCCGCCCCCUCGUGGCCAGAUGGAGCAGUCCUCCCUAAGCGCUGCGAAGGGCCCUGUCAUCCUCAACGUGUGGUUUGCGGGAGGGGUGGCCCAGGGGAGCAAAAGGUGUGGUUUCAGCCUCCCUUGUAUUUCUAAUUAAAUUAUUUUAGUAGA
Ceratotherium simum simum (southern white rhinoceros) is the source of this 1437-nucleotide messenger RNA. RefSeq names its product tumor protein p53 inducible protein 13 (gene TP53I13). Gene Ontology annotation, cellular component: cytoplasm. The record is from RefSeq and is a predicted model, not a curated record. Lineage: Eukaryota; Metazoa; Chordata; Mammalia; Perissodactyla; Rhinocerotidae.